This is a messenger RNA of Acanthosepion pharaonis, 690 nucleotides long. The record is from the annotation of a GenBank genome assembly. Lineage: Eukaryota; Metazoa; Mollusca; Cephalopoda; Sepiida; Sepiidae.
AUGCUUUAUUUUUGUACUUUUCUAUUUCCUAUUCGUACAUAUAUCUAUAUCCGUCUUUUCUUCUUCCUCUUUAAUUUGACAGCCUGCCUUCUCUCUAUCAUUUUCAUUUUCUCUCUUUUCCCAUCAGACUCUCUCAUCACAAUUUUAUUUUUGUAUCUCUUUCUUUCUUUCUUUCUUUCUUUCUUUUUUGUUUCUUUCUUUUUUUCUACUUUUCUUUCUUUCUACUUUUCUUUCUUUCUUUUUUUCUUUAUUUUAUUUAUCAAUGUUAUUCACAUCUAUCUAUCUAUCUAUCUAUCUAUCUAUCUAUCUGUCUGUCUGUCUGUCUGUUCCUUCUGUCUAUACUUACACACUGAUUCUCUCUCUCUCUCUCUCUCUCUCUCUCUAUCUAUCUAUCUACUUGAGUCAUUUGAAAUAUAUGUUAAUCAUUUCAUAUCUAUCUAUCUGUCUAUCUUACUGUUAAUUUCGGGUUCGCUGAUUCUCUCUGUAUCAUAUAUUCUGCUCACACCUCACACCUCACAUCUUUCUUUCUUUUUUCUUUCUUUUUCUUUCUUUCUUUCUUUCUUUCUAUCUAUCUAUCUAUCUAUCUAUCUAUCUAUCUAUCUAUCUGUUUCAUGCAGUCUUUAUUUACUCUCUCUUUAUCUCUCUCUCUCUCUCUCUGUAUAUUUAUCUAUAUAUUUGUGUGUGCCGUAG